Messenger RNA from Pocillopora damicornis (cauliflower coral), 518 nucleotides. RefSeq lists its product as uncharacterized. NCBI's taxonomy places the organism in Eukaryota, Metazoa, Cnidaria, Anthozoa, Scleractinia, Pocilloporidae. The record is from RefSeq and is a predicted model, not a curated record.
ACUAAUGGCGGGUGUGGAAACUAGCCGUGGUCAGUUAAAAGACACAAGGAGGGCUUUAUUUCGGACCCCAAAUCAAGAUGACAAUAGUAAGGCACCAGAAGCGUUGGAGGCCUUACUAAACAGAAUUCAAGUAGAUAUUGAAGUGGACUCUAACCUUCAAGGUCUUAGAAAAGAGAUCCAUGAACAGACUCUUACUAAGUUGAGACAGGAACUGACUCAGAUUGGUCAAGAUGAAUGGAUGUACAAACCCAUUGAUCAGAUUAUUGGAUUUUGAGUUGUUUUUUGCAUUGCACAAUUAGCUGUAACAAGGUCUCCAGAAUGGGUCUAAGUCAUUGAUGAUUGAUAGACAAUUCAAGUCAGAGGUAAUUCACAAGACAAUGUGGGGCAGGGUACGGCGAUGUUGACCAAACAAGAGACAGUCUCCUUCGGACUGAUAUGAUGAUGUUGUGUUGCUUCAGUUAUUUCCACCAUGACUGAACCUGAGAGAGAAUUUAUAAAUAUAUGUUCAGUGCAAUGAG